UCAAAUGAAAUUACAAAGUAACAAAAAAAGGAGGAAAGGAGUCCCAACCACGCAUUUUUAAUUUUGUUUUCCCUCUUUUUCCAUGAAAUAUUCCAGUCAGAAUCAAGCAGAAAGACCGUGUUAGGCGCCAUUAUGGUUUUAAAUAACAUUUGUUUAUUAUGAAAGCUGAUAUGUGGAGAGUAGGAGGGGGAGGGAGAGGAAAAAGAGGCGCAGGAGGAAGGGAGGGGGGACGGAGGACUUAAUUAUUACAGAUUGGUGUGUGCGUGGUCGUGUGUGGCGAAAAAGGGGGAUACAUUAUAUUACAUUUUUAAUCGUUGUGCGUAUUUGAACCGGGUGUUUGCUUAUCGGGGUUUUAGCGUGGUUUGCGUUUUUUUACACGUCUCCUGCGUGGAGAAGGCCUCUGUAGUGAAAUUAUAAGGGAAGCAGCAGCAGCAGCAGCAGCAGCAGCUCGUAGUGGUGCGCGUGUUUCCCGCAGGCGUGGAAAGAAAGUGCGUUGUUGUUAGUUGACACGGAUCAUCAUCAUCAUCAUCUUCAUCAUCAUUGUCAUCCGGCCUGCUAAGAGCCGAAGCCGGGAGCUGGAGUUUGCAGCAGAGGACUCACCAUGGCGGUAAACCUGGACAAGGAGGCAUACUACCGCCGGAUCAAGAGAUUAUACAGCAACUGGAAGAAAGGAGAAGAUGAGUUUGGCAAAGUCGAUGCCAUCGUGGUGUCUGUCGGAGUGGACGAGGAAAUUGUGUACGCCAAAUCCACAGCCAUACAGACUUGGCUGUUUGGCUACGAGUUGACAGACACCAUCAUGGUCUUUUGCGACACCAAGAUCAUCUUCCUCGCCAGCAAGAAGAAGGUGGAUUUCCUUAAACAGGUGGCUGUAACUAAAGGCAACGAGAACGCCAACGGUGCCCCGCCCAUCACCUUGCUCACCAGGGAAAAGAACGAAAGCAACAAGGCCAACUUCGACAAGAUGAUCGAGGCGAUCAGAGGCAGCAAAGAAGGCAAGACGGUGGGAGUGUUCAGCAAGGAUAAAUUUCCCGGCGAGUACAUGAAGAGCUGGAAUGACACGAUCACUGCCGAGGGACUAGAGAAGGUGGACAUCAGCGCCGUGGUAGCGUACACGAUGGCGGUGAAGGAAGACGGGGAGCUCGGCCUGAUGAAGAAGGCAGCGGCCAUCACCAGCGAAGUUUACUCAAAGUUCUUCAAGGAGCGGGUCAUGGAGAUCGUUGAUGCAGACGAGAAAGUGCGUCACAGUAAGCUGGCGGAGUCGGUGGAGAAGGCCAUCGAGGAGAAGAAGUACCUGGGCGGCGCGGACCCGUCCACGGUGGAGAUGUGUUACCCCCCCAUCAUCCAGAGCGGAGGAAACUACAGCCUCAAGUUCAGCGUCGUCAGCGAUAAGAACCACAUGCACUUCGGUGCCAUCACGUGUGCCAUGGGGAUCCGCUACAAGUCCUACUGCUCCAACCUGGUCCGCACCCUCAUGGUGGACCCCCCGCAGGAGAUGCAGGACAACUACAACUUCCUGCUACAGGUGGAGGAGGAGCUGCUCAAGGAGCUCAAACACGGCGUAAAAAUCAGCGACGCCUACAACGCUGUUCUGGAGUACGUGAAGAAGGAGAAGCCAGAUCUUGCAGCAAAGCUGACCAAAAACCUCGGGUUUGCAAUGGGAAUUGAGUUCAGAGAAGGCUCGCUGGUUUUGAAUGUCAAAAACCAGUACAAACUGAAAAAAGGCAUGGUGCUCAGUAUCAGUUUAGGUUUCGCUGACCUUGUGAACAAAGACGGCAAGAAGGACGAGCAGAAAAAGUACGCCUUGUUUAUCGGCGACUCAGUACAGAUCAACGAGGAGGAAGCCGCCACGAUACUCACACCAGUCAAGAAAAAGAUAAAAAAUGUGGGAAUCUUCCUGAAGAAUGACGACGAAGACGACGAGGAGGAAGACGGCGACGACGCCGAGGAGCUGCUAGGGAAAGGAGCUCGGAGCGCCGCCCUGCUGGCAGACAGAACCAGGAACGAGAUGACGGCGGAGGAGAAGAGGCGGGCUCACCAGAGGGAGUUAGCCGACCAUCUGAACGAAGAAGCCAAGCGUCGUCUGACCGAGCAGAAAGGAGAGCAGCAGAUUCAGAAGGCCAGAAAAUCAAACGUGUCCUAUAAGAACGUGUCUCAGAUGCCCAGAGAAAAAGACAUCAGAGAAAUGAAGAUCUUCAUCGACAAGAAAUACGAGACCGUCGUCAUGCCCGUCUUCGGCAUCGCCACACCAUUUCACAUCGCCACCAUCAAGAACAUCAGUAUGUCUGUAGAAGGAGACUACACCUACCUUAGGAUCAACUUCUACGUCCCCGGCAGCUCUCUGGGACGACAGGAGGGAAACAUCUUCCCCAACCCCGACGCCACAUUUGUCAAGGAAAUCACGUACCGAGCGUCCAACCUGAAGGCUCCCGGCGACACGUCGGUGCCCUCCACCAACCUGCAGAACGCUUUCCGCAUCAUCAAGGAGGUACAGAAGCGCUACAAGACGCGAGAGGCCGAAGAGAAGGAGAAGGAAGGCAUCGUCAAGCAAGACUCGCUGGUCAUCAACCUCAACCGCAGCAACCCCAAGCUCAAGGACCUUUACAUCAGACCCAACAUCGCACAGAAGAGGAUGCAGGGCUCGCUGGAGGCACAUACAAAUGGUUUCCGUUUCACGUCGGUCCGCGGUGAUAAAGUGGACAUUCUUUACAACAACAUCAAACACGCCAUCUUCCAGCCGUGCGACGGGGAGAUGAUCAUCGUACUCCACUUCCACCUCAAGAACGCCAUCAUGUUUGGUAAGAGGCGCCACACGGACGUCCAGUUCUACACAGAGGUCGGGGAGAUCACCACAGACUUGGGCAAACACCAACACAUGCACGACAGAGACGACCUGUACGCCGAGCAGAUGGAGCGGGAGAUGAGGCACAAGCUCAAGUCCGCCUUCAAGAACUUCAUUGAGAAGGUGGAGACACUGACGAAGGAGGAGCUGGAGUUCGAGGUGCCCUUCAGAGACCUGGGGUUCCAGGGUGCCCCCUACAGGAGUACCUGCCUGCUACAACCCACAUCCAGUUCCCUUGUCAAUGUUACUGAAUGGCCGCCAUUCGUGGUGACUCUGGACGAGGUGGAGUUGGUCCACUUUGAGCGUGUGCAGUUCCACCUGAAGAACUUCGACGUGGUCAUCGUCUACAAGGACUACAACAAGAAGGUCACCAUGAUCAACGCCGUGCCUGUCAACUCCCUGGACCCCAUCAAGGAGUGGCUCAACUCGUGCGACAUCAAGUACACGGAGGGAGUCCAGUCUCUGAACUGGACCAAGAUCAUGAAAACCAUCGUCGAUGAUCCAGAGGGCUUCUUUGAGCAAGGAGGCUGGUCUUUCUUGGACCCGGAGAGCGAGGGAAGCGGUGAAGAGCACGACUCGGAGUCUGAAAUGGAGGAUGAAACGUUCAACCCCUCCGCAGACGAAGAGGAAUAUGAGGAAGAAGACAGUGACGAGGAUUACAGCUCUGAGACCGAGGAGUCUGGUUCAGAAUACAGCGCGUCACUGGGCAGCGAGGAGGAGAGCGGGAAAGACUGGGACGAACUGGAGGAGGAAGCCAGGAAAGCCGACAGAGAGAGUCACUAUGAGGAUGAGGAUACCUCCAACAACAAGAAGAGGAAGGUCCGGACUCAGGCCCCGCCCAGCAAGAAGAAGCGACGAUCCUAAACGUCUCACACACACACACACACACA
Thunnus maccoyii (southern bluefin tuna) is the source of this 3729-nucleotide messenger RNA. RefSeq names its product SPT16 homolog, facilitates chromatin remodeling subunit (gene supt16h). The coding region runs from base 602 to 3703 and encodes 1033 amino acids. Gene Ontology annotation, biological process: transcription elongation by RNA polymerase II; positive regulation of transcription elongation by RNA polymerase II. Gene Ontology annotation, cellular component: FACT complex. The transcript has 24 exons. Gene Ontology annotation, molecular function: nucleosome binding. Lineage: Eukaryota; Metazoa; Chordata; Actinopteri; Scombriformes; Scombridae. The record is from RefSeq and is a predicted model, not a curated record.